Molecule: messenger RNA, 1006 nt
Organism: Beta vulgaris subsp. vulgaris (sugar beet)
Lineage: Eukaryota; Viridiplantae; Streptophyta; Magnoliopsida; Caryophyllales; Amaranthaceae
Product: ESCRT-related protein CHMP1B
Exons: 1
Coding region: 180-794 (204 amino acids)
Biological process (GO): endosome transport via multivesicular body sorting pathway; late endosome to vacuole transport; protein transport
Cellular component (GO): ESCRT III complex; multivesicular body
Source: RefSeq, a predicted model, not a curated record
UCGGAAAUUUUAUUUUUUCACGCGUCAUUCAUUAAUCUUUUGACUGACUAGUCUAUUCUAAUUCGAAUCAUCUUCCUCAAUCAUCCCCAAAAUAUCUGCGAAAAGCAAACUCAUUAUCCUCUUCUAUACCCAAACCCUAACCCUAAUUUCCGAUCUCCCCAAUUCUCCUUCUCUCAAAGAUGGGAAACACCGAGAAACUAAUGAACCAGAUCAUGGAGCUCAAAUUCACCUCUAAAUCACUUCAACGUCAAUCUCGUAAGUGCGAGAAAGAAGAAAAAGCUGAGAAACUCAAAGUCAAGAAAGCAAUCGAGAAAGGAAACAUGGAUGGAGCUCGAAUUUACGCCGAAAACGCAAUUCGUAAGCGUACUGAACAGAUGAACUACUUGCGCCUCGCUUCUCGCCUCGACGCCGUCGUUUCGCGCCUCGAUACUCAAGCUAAGAUGCAAACCAUCGGAAAAUCGAUGGGAUCAAUUGUUAAAUCGCUUGAGUCGUCUUUGAAUACCGGUAAUUUGCAGAAGAUGUCGGAGACAAUGGACAAUUUUGAGAAGCAAUUUGUUAAUAUGGAAGUUCAGGCUGAGUUUAUGGAGAGUUCUAUGGCUGGGAGUACUUCGCUUUCGACUCCCGAAACCGAGGUUAAUAGUUUGAUGCAGCAGGUGGCGGAUGAUUAUGGCCUUGAGGUUUCUGUGGGUUUGCCUCAGGCUGCUGGACAUGCUAUUCCUGUUCCGAAGGCGGCGGAGAAGGUUGAUGAGGAUGAUCUUACCAGGAGGCUCGCCGAGCUCAAGGCUCGAGGUUGAAGUCAAAGGUAAAAAGGUUAAGGUUUUAUUGAUAAUGUUGUAUAGAUUAUGAGCUUUACUGAUGAUCAACCCUUCGUGAUAUGGGGGUUUGAUGAUAAUUUGCUCUAUAUUAUGGAGAUUUGGAGCUUUUGGAACCGAUAACUGUGGAUGGUUUAAUUAUGUAUUAUAUUGUAUUUGUCUAUUGGAAAUUUGGCUGCUUGCUUGAUUAUGUA